This is a messenger RNA of Lethenteron reissneri (Far Eastern brook lamprey), 2114 nucleotides long. Its product is annotated as pituitary tumor-transforming gene 1 protein-interacting protein-like. Gene Ontology annotation, biological process: protein import into nucleus. The record is from RefSeq and is a predicted model, not a curated record. NCBI's taxonomy places the organism in Eukaryota, Metazoa, Chordata, Hyperoartia, Petromyzontiformes, Petromyzontidae. Gene Ontology annotation, cellular component: cytoplasm; nucleus.
ACUACUGCCACUACGCACUGUAAGGAAGACGCGUCGACGUAGAGUUUGGGAUCGGUGGGCAUUGGGUGGCGUCGUGGCGAUGGAGGCCCUGUGGACGAUCCUGUGCGUGCUGGGCAUCGCUGCCCAAACCCUGGCACAAGUGAAUUUCCCCUGGGACGACGGCCCAGGGUCCGACGUGGAUCGAGGAGGAUUCGGGUGUGAUGUGCACAAUGGAAGUUGUGAGAUGUGCGUAAGGGAUCUGAAGUGCCUAUGGUGCAACAACACCUCACUGUGCCUUGAUUAUCCGAGAGGCCGCAUUCUGCCACACGGGCUGAACUGCUCACUGUCCGAUGUUCACUGGGGCAUCUGCUGGAUCAAUUUAGAGGUUCUGCUCAUCGCUGCAGCGGUCGUGGCUGGCGUGCUGAUAAUCACCAUCGUCGUCUGCUGCUGCUGGUGCUGCUGUCGCUGCUGCAAGCAGCCUCAAAGUUCUAGGGAUGAAGAACAGUGGUCUCGGGAGCAGGAGGUGAAAAAGCGGCAGGCCCAGAAGAGGAAGGCCGAGCGAAGGGCUAAGCAGGAUCAAAUCCGCAAGAAAUAUGGUUUGCUGAAGGACGAGGAGGCUCACUCGCUGUUGAUCUAAGAGCCGGGGGGCACCUACCCUUAAGGAGCGGUGUUCUCUGCAAGGUCAACCCUUCACCUAAACAGCACACGGGGAUUUCUGUUUGCACGUUGGAAUACGCUGCUAUCGGUGGGAGAGAGCGAGGGAGAGCAGAGUAGGAGGAGGAGGGUGAAUUAAUGACCAUCCUGGGAGAUCAACACAUCAGCACCACUAGCUCAUCUGUACAUUUACUUCAUCUGCCCCCCUGCCCCUGCACAUCCCUCGCCACAUCCUCAACCUAUUUGUGAUCUGACACGCGGUGAAAUUGGUUUAAAGAGAGCCAGUGGCGAGGCAUUAGUCUCAUUUGUAGAGCCCCUUUUGUGUUUUAUUAAUCGCGACCUCCAGGUGCUUGGAAUCGAAGCAACUGAAGAAUUAACGUAAAUUAACGCGCUCGUGUCAUGCAAUCAAUAAUCUCGACCUGACAUGAUUGUAAAACAACAGCCGCUGUGGGCCUGUGUUUCUCAACUCAGUCCUAAUUCCCCCCCCCUACUCGGGUCUGACUUUUCUUGAUUGACCAGUUUUUAUAUUUAUAUUCAAAUUAAGCCAGUGCACAGUGCAUCCAUGAUACGUAAAGAUUCUGAUUCUGAAUGGUUGGUGAUCCUGGAAAGCUGGAGUUGAGAAACAUUGGUGUAGAUGGCAGUAAGGUCACGUCUCACCACUGAUGAGUGAUAAGCAGUGAGUGCAACCCAGUUUCCGCCCUUCCUGCCUAUCCAUCCUGUCUGUCCAACCACGUCCACUGUCACUGUUCGUCGUACUCGCCCACAACAUCCACCUGCCUGAUUUGUCUACCGUGUGUAGCCCCAAUGUCUACCCUCGCUACCUCUCCACCUUGCCCAUUGAACUGCGUCCACUUUUAAAAUCCAUCCUAUUCAUCCACUGUGUCUAUCCUGUGUGGCCCCCCAUUUAUCCCCCCCCCCCUGCCCAUUCACCUCGGUUUUCCACCCUUUCUGUUCACAUUCAUUACACUUGCUACGAGGAUGGUGGUCUAAUUGUCACAGGGCACAGCCACAUUUGAUUAAAGAUAGAAAAUAAGAAAAUUCACGAGUGGUUUUUAUUUAAUCUUCAAAAAAUGUGGCCGUUAUAUCGUGCACAAAUACUGUAUGCAUCUGAGAUUAUAUUCCCAUUGCUAUUAUGUGUGCUACACACUGGACAUUGUUUAUUGUGCCGUUAUUUGUUUUUCUUCACCGAUAAAACACUUUUCUUUUCUCGUGUGUUUUAAAGCUAAAUGUGAAAAGUUACGUAAUUUUUUUUGUGUUCAUAAAAAUACACUUUAGUAAUCAAAUGGAAUGCGUUUGUGAAUUGACAACAGCUGUCUAUAUUGAAUCUUACAUUCCAGGUGUUCUUCACGAUUUUCUUAGGUCUCUUUGUAUAUCUCAUGUGUAUAUGUGGCUACUGAAAUGGUUUUGUUUAAGCUGUGCACCGGGAAUUAACAAAUGGUGUUGGGUUCAAAUUAGCCUGAAAAUAAAUGUCCCUGAAUCUC